Manihot esculenta (cassava) is the source of this 1398-nucleotide messenger RNA. Its product is annotated as reticulon-like protein B8. Bases 404 to 1153 code for a protein of 249 amino acids. Lineage: Eukaryota; Viridiplantae; Streptophyta; Magnoliopsida; Malpighiales; Euphorbiaceae. The transcript is spliced from 6 exons. The record is from RefSeq and is a predicted model, not a curated record.
CGUCCGGACAACCUAUAAAAAUCAACAGCUGGCGGUUGACGAACGACGAGAAUGACGAGAAUUUCUCCCUUCCGUCAGAACAAAUUAAAACCAAGAAACAACGCAAACAGACAAAACCUUGGUCUUUCAUAUAUUUAUACAAAUAUAAAAUGUUAAAAAUUGGAAAUUCUGAUUUGUGACAAGUAAAUUCCUCUUCCAGAUAAGAAUCAUGCUAAUUUUUGCCAAUUUUUAGUUCUUGCUCUUGUUUAAAUUCUUUAUUAACUGCUUCUUCUCUGUUUUCCCCGCUGCUAUUAAUCUGCUCACUUGCUCUGCCUUCUUCUUUCGUUUCCUCUCCAUUUUGGCAAAAUCAGUUCUAAGUUCUACUUAUGACAAUAAUAUUCAGUUCUUUUUAGAGACUACAACUAUGUCUGAGAAAACAACAGCAGAGAACCUUUUAAACAACCUGGUAGAAGCCCUUGCUGACAGUGUUCCGAAUCAGAAAUCUGCAUCCUUCUUUGAGGAAGGGACAAGCUCAGUAACUUCUCAAUUCAACCGGCUGUUUGGACGUGAGAAGCCAGUCCAUCAUCUUCUAGGAGGUGGAAAAUCUGCUGAUGUUCUCCUAUGGAGGAAUAAGAAAAUCUCAGCUAGUGUACUAUCUGGUGCAACAGCGAUCUGGGUGCUUUUUGAGUGGCUUAAUUAUCAUCUUCUGACUCUCAUCUGCCUUGCUGUGGUUCUUGGUAUGCUUGCUCAGUUUGUUUGGACAAAUGCUUCAGGAUUAUUUAGCAGCAACAGGUCCUCAUCUGAGGUCCCCCGCCUUGUGAUACCUGAUGAGGCAUUUGUCAAUGUUGGGAGAUCAAUUGGCAUUGAGGUUAACCAUGCUUUGCAGUUUCUUCAGGAUGUAUCAUGUGGAGGAAGUUUGAAACAAUUUCUGGUGGUUGUAGUGAGCUUGUGGGCUGCUGCUAUCAUUGGGAGCUGGUGCAAUUUUCUGACUGUUUUGUACAUUGGUUUUGUUGCUGCUCACACUUUGCCAGUCCUGUAUGAGAGGUAUGAAGAUCAAGUGGAUGGCUUUGUGUACAAGGUACUUGAACAGCUUCAAGGUCACUACCGAAAGCUGGAUGCUGGUCUCCUGAGUAAGAUCCCCAAAGGAAAACUCAAGGGGAAGAAGCAUGAAUAGAGCUAUGUGGUUAUGUAGUUAAUUGUUAUGACUACCAGCUCGCCGUCAUUGGGAUCAAAUGUAUCUUCUUUUACAAGCAUAGGUAAUCCUCCGAGGUUCAAUAAGAAUUUCAGGCAAUUCUAACGGUGCCCUUUUCAUACUGACAUUAUUGUCUGCCAUAUAUGAUUGAGACUUUUCAGGAUUUAAUGAACACGCUCCACGUUUGUAUAUAGUGGUUAUAAAGUGGAAUUCACCUCUUUACUCCA